AUGGACAUGAAUUCUUUUGGCAUAGGAGAAUGGUGGACCAAGCCUGAAAAUUUCAAUGCCCCAUUGGUCUUUUACCUGGAAGAGGAGUUGGAGCAGAUAAUAUUCGGGCAGGAGGACAGAUACCUCCGCUGCAUAGAAGAGCACAGCCACACCCUCAUUCAGCUGGAGUCCUGGUUCACAGUCACGGGCCAUACCCGAGUCACUGUGGUGGGUCCACCUAGGGCCAGGCAGUGGCUGAUGGGCAUAAUAUGGCUUUUGGAGCAAAGGAACUUUCACUAUCAAGCUCGAGGUUAUCAGAUGCUGCAAAGUGUCCGGAGCCAGCCCCUAACCAACAAGGACUUGGCUGCCAGUCUCAAUGUGCAGCUUGACUCCUUGGUGGUGAAAGGCUAUCAGGAUGAAUGAUCCAGCUCUCCAAGUUCCUCAGGCUUCCUGCAGCUGAGUGCUUCAUUGUCUUGGGCUCCCAUGUCCUUCAUUAUCCCAGGAAGACCCACCUCCUCUGCAGAGCUA
Molecule: messenger RNA, 507 nt
Organism: Dipodomys ordii (Ord's kangaroo rat)
Lineage: Eukaryota; Metazoa; Chordata; Mammalia; Rodentia; Heteromyidae
Product: KH homology domain-containing protein 1-like
Exons: 3
Coding region: 1-402 (133 amino acids)
Cellular component (GO): cytoplasm
Molecular function (GO): RNA binding
Source: RefSeq, a predicted model, not a curated record